Trematosphaeria pertusa is the source of this 1458-nucleotide messenger RNA. RefSeq names its product D-3-phosphoglycerate dehydrogenase. The record is from RefSeq and is a predicted model, not a curated record. Lineage: Eukaryota; Fungi; Ascomycota; Dothideomycetes; Pleosporales; Trematosphaeriaceae. The transcript has 2 exons. Gene Ontology annotation, molecular function: oxidoreductase activity, acting on the CH-OH group of donors, NAD or NADP as acceptor; NAD binding. The coding region runs from base 1 to 1458 and encodes 485 amino acids.
AUGUCUCCUCCGAAAGAUAUUGUCGGAGGCAUUAGCAAUCUCACCAGACAGGUGUCGAACAGCCUCAACUUGAGCACCAGUCCGACGCUUUCUUUCCACAGUCCGCCGUCCAGCUUCCGACAACCUCCCUCGCACCCCGGCUUCAAAGACGCCAGGUCAGGCAGCUUUCAUGGCGGCUCGGCACGAACCGCUGCAAAGCAGCUAAAGCCGUUCGAUACUAAGGAUAUCAAGGUUUUGCUGCUGGAGAAUGUGAAUGCGACCGGGGUGAAUAUCCUCACGGAGCAAGGAUAUCAGGUCGAAGCGCUCAAGAGCAGCUUGCCCGAGGAUCAAUUGAUCGAAAAGAUUCGGGAUGUGCAUGUCAUUGGUAUUCGCUCCAAGACGAAGCUCACAGCGAGAGUGCUGAAGGAGGCGCGGAAUCUCAUCGUCAUCGGCUGCUUCUGCAUCGGCACGAACCAAGUAGACCUCUCAUUCGCCGCACAGCAAGGAAUCGCCGUCUUCAACUCGCCGUUCAGCAACUCCCGCUCCGUCGCCGAGCUCGUCGUCUCCGAGAUCAUUGCCCUCGCUCGCCAGCUUACCGACCGCUCAAUGGAGCUACACAAUGGGACAUGGAACAAAGUGAGCAAGGGGUGCUGGGAAAUCCGCGGCAAGACGCUGGGCAUUGUCGGCUAUGGACACAUUGGUAGCCAGCUAUCAGUGUUGGCGGAAGCAAUGGGAAUGGAAGUCAUUUACUAUGAUAUUCUGAACCUCAUGGGCUUGGGAACGGCGAAACAGGUGCCCACGCUGGACGCCCUGCUGGAUCAGGCGGAUUUUGUGACACUCCACGUCCCUGAAACCCCGGAGACGAAGAACAUGAUCUCGAGCGAGGAGCUGGAGAAGAUGAAGAAGGGAGCAUACCUGAUCAACAACGCUCGAGGCAGCGUAAUGGACAUUCCCGCUCUGAUCGAAGCCAUGCGCAGUGGAAAGAUCGCCGGUGCAGCUCUCGACGUCUACCCGAACGAGCCCGCGGGCAAUGGCGAUUAUUUCAACUCCGAUUUGAAUACGUGGACUCAGGAUCUGCGUGGACUGAAGAACCUCAUCCUCACUCCGCACAUUGGUGGAAGCACGGAGGAGGCACAGAGUGCGAUCGGUGUCGAGGUUAGCGUCGCUUUGACGAAAUAUGUGAAUGAGGGCUCCACGCUCGGCGCGGUCAACAUGCCGGAGGUCAAUCUGCGCAGCCUGACGCUGGAUGAGCCCAACUGCGUGCGCGUGGUAUACAUCCAUAAGAACGUUCCUGGUGUGCUGCGACAGGUUAACGCUGUGCUCCACCAUCACAAUAUCGACAAGCAGAGUUCGGAUUCCAGAGGAGAGGUCGCCUACCUCAUGGCGGAUGUGAGCGAUGUCAAGGAGGAAGAGAUCAAGGAUCUGUUCCAGAGCUUAGAGGAGCUCUCAUCGCGCAUCCGGACUAGGAUGCUGUACUAA